Molecule: messenger RNA, 1206 nt
Organism: Kazachstania africana CBS 2517
Lineage: Eukaryota; Fungi; Ascomycota; Saccharomycetes; Saccharomycetales; Saccharomycetaceae
Gene: NTA1
Product: amidase
Exons: 1
Coding region: 1-1206 (401 amino acids)
Biological process (GO): protein catabolic process
Molecular function (GO): protein-N-terminal asparagine amidohydrolase activity; protein-N-terminal glutamine amidohydrolase activity
Source: RefSeq, a predicted model, not a curated record
AUGCCCAAUGUUUUAGUCGAUCUUAGAAUUGCUCUGGUACAAUUAAACCCACAACUGGGAAAGUUGGACUCAAAUAUCAGGAGGGCAUGGACUUUACUCAAUAAAUUCAAUGAUCAAAUAUCAAAGAGUAAGAAACCUGAUAUUGUAGUUUUCCCUGAAUUUGCUCUGACUGGUUAUAACUUCCAUUCUCGUGAGCAAAUAAAACCUUACUUGUGUCAUCCACAGGAAGGUCCCUCGUAUGAGUUAGCUAAGGAAGUUUCAAAGAAAUUUAAUUGUUACACAGUUAUAGGAUAUCCUGAAAAAUCCAUUGAUAACGACGAGAAAUGUUAUAAUUCUGCAUUAGUGAUGUCUCCACUGGGCAAGUUGGUAUUUAACUAUAGGAAAUCAUUCUUAUAUGAAACUGAUAAGCAAUGGCAAUGUGAAGAGAAUCCGCAACGUUUCGAGAAAUUUAAACUAUCUUUUCCUAGUAAGAAUUUGAAUUUAAAUUGUGCAAUAGGGAUUUGUAUGGACCUGAGUCCAUAUGAAUUCAAAGCACCUUUCAAUGACUUCGAAUUCUCUAGUUUUUGUCUAGAAAAUGAUAUCGAACUGAUCAUAUGUCCCAUGGCAUGGCUACACUCAAGCUCCAUUACUUCUUCAACAGAGAAGGCAGACGCUGAAAGAAAAAAAAUGGAAAUAAGUAGAAAUCUAGCUACACUGAACGUACCAAUAUAUGGAUCGCAGGGCAAUUUCCACAUUGAUAUCGACAAUAAUAAUAAGACUUCAGCUGUGGAGAAAGAUUCUGAAAAAAUCGGCAAAGAUUAUCGCGAUUUGUGUAAGCCAGACAUGUCGAAUGUAAAUUAUUGGAUAUUGAGGUUUUUACCCUUUGUAGACUUAAGUGUUAGGAAAGAUUGGUUUGAUGAAAAUUUAUUGCACGACAUUUGGCGCUCUGAAAGUAGAAAGUCUUAUAUUGGUGCGACAAAAGAACACUAUUGGAAGAUGCAUGGUAAGAAUGCAGUUUUAGCAAUUGCUAACAGAUGUGGUGUAGAGGAUGGAACGACGUUAUUUGCUGGAAGUUCUGGAUUUUACAAAUUUAAUGGUAAUGCAGAUAAUAGCACAGAUGAAUUAAAGCUAGAUUCAACAAACAAGAGUGUUGAGAUGUUAGGUAAUCUAGGCAAAGGUCACGAAGGAAUAAUAAUGCGUGAUGUACAUUUCGAAGUACAAAGGUAA